Echinostoma caproni is the source of this 1413-nucleotide messenger RNA. NCBI's taxonomy places the organism in Eukaryota, Metazoa, Platyhelminthes, Trematoda, Plagiorchiida, Echinostomatidae. The record is from the annotation of a GenBank genome assembly.
AUGCUCAGUGUAAACACGUCAUCGACAGAGCAAAAGGAGGGGGAGAAGUGGUCCGCCAAUGUAAACCAGCCAAUCACAUCGCAAGGACACAUAAUCGCACUGACCAAUCACAGGGCGUCCGACCUGAGUCAGACGGAACCGCAAUUGGCAAGUAACGAAACAACCUGUACCCGGAAUUCCGACAAUACGAUCAAACCAAUAAAAGAGAAUAAUGCGGUGAAUCACACACAACCCUUGUCUACCUUUGUUAAUUGUAGUGCGCAACUGCUUACCCUGGUAACGGAAAACGGUUAUUUUCCAGCAGGAACCACACUCACCACGGUCGACCAUAUUUACAAUGUACAUACGUUUCCCUGUUCACAACAUACGACCUCCGAUGUUACGAAACUGUCGCUCACUAAGAACACAUGCAAUCAAGUAGAUGGGCACCCUCAACCUAUCAGUGGUUCCUCACUAGUUAGCAUUCCUGUGAUCCCACCGUCCCCGUACGACGUUGCCAGUACACGCGUUGUCUAUCCGUCUGCAGCGAGUGAUACAAACAGCACUUGUGGGACCCGGCGACAUUUCAGGCGGCGUGUUGCAAAUUAUCACCAGAAUCAGCGACAUCACUCACAUCACAGUCAACCGAGACCGGUGAAUCUGUUGAAUCGUGUGACAAAGAUGCGACCCAAUUCAGACACUCAGAAUGGAACGAUUAUUUGGAAAAAUGGAACAAAUCGAAAUACAGCUUCGUUGUCGCCACCCGUUCGUUGCAGCUCGGGUACAUCUGAUUUGGGCCCCUCUGAUAGCGGAAACCCAACAGAUGUUGUCGAGCGACGUGCUACUUCAGUCGGACCUCCAACGCUACACACAGGAAAUCAGAAAGAUACCAAGUCAGGUGGAUCUAGCGAUCCGCUACAAAGUCCAUCCGGCGGCGAAUCAUUGGAUGUACUAUCUGUGGACUGUAUGGUCAAUGCAUGGGCUCAUGUGGAUUCUGGCCAACCAAAUAGAACUUUAUCAAAUCCAUUGAUGCAUACCAGUCAGACAGCAACUGCGUCCGAUUUACCAGGGGUUACGGAAUUCAGUCAAUCGGUCCCGGACAAGACUUGCGCAAUCCGAUCCAGAUCACACCAUCAAUUGAUGCCAUGUGACUUUAAUGAAUCAAUUGAGCUGCGCACCUCAAGUGCUAUGACCAAUAAGGGAGUUUUUAUUGGCCCGUUGAAUCACCUGUCCGCGUCUAACCCCACGCCGCCUUGUUCCAACACGUUUUGUGCGUCGUGUGAAUGGCAAUCGCCCGGCUCAAAUGAACGUGCCUUCACCGUGCUUGACCGGUGGUAUCAACGAUACUACACAAUUUCGAGGAAUCCGGAUCAAUGUGCGACCAAAAUGCUCCGGUCUCCGAUCAGUGUGCUAGCACCUUGUAAAGGUGAGUAG